Psylliodes chrysocephalus is the source of this 6032-nucleotide messenger RNA. Lineage: Eukaryota; Metazoa; Arthropoda; Insecta; Coleoptera; Chrysomelidae. The record is from the annotation of a GenBank genome assembly.
GUCAUAUUACAAUUUCACAAGAAGAACUGAAUUUUUUCCAUGAAAAAAAUUGUUUUUGAACAAUACAAUUAAAACUUCAAAUAAGCAUCAAAUGAUUAUCAUCUCUUAACUUUUUUAGUUGAUAUGCAUGGUUGGUUUACUAUCAUACUUUAAUAUAAAGUAUGUAACCAAAAAUUUUGCUCAUUACCAUGUCACUUCCUAAUUUAAAACAACCGGCAUCAUUGUAAAGAAUUUUAGAGUCGUUUUAUCCACCAGUCGAUUCUCCUUAAACAAUAUUUUACCACCCCAACUAGAAUUAUCAAGUCAGUGUUAAUAUAGCUACACAGCAAGUCGGAUUACGUGAAUUUCGUCUGGCUGUAACUCGAUUCAGGACAUUACCGUGUGUGUUAAAAAUUUCGUUUCGUGUUUUUUUUUUUAAACUUUAAACUGUCAAUUAGUGUAGUGUUAUAACACGAUAAGGUAAGGAUAAAUAAUUACUUUAUUUGCUUUUAAUAAUCUAAGGUUAUGUAAAUGUUUUGCUCAUUACCGUGUCAAAAAUGCCUGACAUUACCAUGCCUGUUUAUUAUCACGGUAAUGUCUGUACGACACGGUAAUGUUAAAUAAUUAAUGGAUACAUGGGGUGGAUUUAUAACUCUGUACCUUAGUAUCAAAAGGUCUGAUGCCCAUUUAGCAACUUUAUAGGUGAGCGAAAAAACUGAUUGUGUUCAUUAUUUGAUUCCAAACCCAGGUGGACAACCGUGCAUUUACAUAAGCCAUUACCGUGUUAUUAAUAAAUUAAGGACUACCGAUCUUAUACCAAACAAUGUAACACUUAACGGCAAAUACAUCAACCCAAAUAACUUAUUUUGUGAAAAAAUGGACAUCAGACCUUUUGAUACUAAAGUACAUAACUGUUUCGAAACGACCUUGCAAGUAAAUAUAGCCGCGAAUCUAACUUGAUAGAAAAUUUCGGUACAGCAAAAAUCUUUUUUUUAAUUUAUUAAUUUUUAUACAAUUUAAUUUACUCACAACUUAUUUUUAGAUGCCAGAUUUGAGAGUAAAAAUGCAGAAGGCUAAAUUAGAUAAGAAGAAUAAGAAUAAAAUUUUACAAAUAAAAAAGGAAAGAGAAAGAUUUAGAAGGCAGAAAAUUAAAAAUAACCCAGAAGAAUAUGCCAAACAAAAACAAAAAGAACGUGAGCGCUAUCAAAAAAGAAAGAGUGAAGGAAAAAUCAAGCUAAUAGGCGAAAUGAGUGAGAGAGAAAAGCGGAACAAGAGAAAAUCUUGGAUAAAGAAUAAUAGAACCAACCGGGAAAAGAAAAAAGAAAUAAAUUAGCUCCAACAUAAUAUUAUGUGUGACACGUCCACCCCAACAAAAAUUAGUUUUAAUGAAGAGCAGAUCGCAGACAUUGAUAUCAGACAAAACGAAGAAAAGUUGCGGAAACGAAUAACGCGUCUAAAAGUACGGGCAUACUAGUUUACGACACGAUGCCAAAGCAAUUGCGGCCCACUUGAUUAAAAUAAUUCAUCAUUUUUCCCAAUAUUCCAUUGACACAUUAUAUUUUCUGUCCGACAGAAUACCAAAACAAAACAAUGUUCUGUAUAAUGGGUAAGUACCUUCCUGAGAAAUUUAAAAAUAUAAAUAAAAUUUGUUGGUUUUAUUCUGAAGCGGGCCAUGGAAAAGGGGCCCUUGAUGGAGUUGGGGCCACCCUUAAACGUACUGCCGAUCGUUUGGUGGCAGAAAAUCAUGAUAUUCCAACUUACGACGCAUUUUUUAAAGUUAUUUAGAAAAUGUAUCGAAUAUUCUUAUUGAUACUGUAGAUGAAUCAGAUAUCAUCAAAGUAGAAAAUGAAAUUAUAGAGAAUCUGGAUACUUUUAAAGGUACCAUGCAAGUCCACAAUGUAACUUGGUGCAGAGAGUAUAACGUUUUAUAUUUUAACAGUUUAACAUGUAUCUCAUGCAAUAUUGGCGAAUCAUGUAGCCACUUUUAUCUUGGGCAUAUAAAAAUGCACAAUUCGUCGACUCCUCCAACUUCUGGUCAAGAUAUCGGUAUAGAAACCCAAAGUUCUAAAAGUACAGUUAUGCCCACUGACAAAUAUAUCGACAUGACUGGUCAGUCUCUCCUGAAAACAGUUAAAUGUUCAGAAUCGGAUGUUAAACCGAAUGACUGGAUAGCAGUUUUCUUCACCAACUUUUGGUAUCCAGGUUUGGUUUUGGCAAAUCUGUGAAAAUAGAUUUCAUGGACAGAAGAGGAGAAGUUUUUUUUGGCCGGAAAAAAGAGACAUCCAGACAAUUCGUGCAGCAGAAAUUUUAUAUAAACUCUCCAAGCCACCGGUUCCAAGUUCUGCUGGGCUCUUUUUUGUUCCGGAGGAUAUGACUUAAUUUCAUUACUCAGUUUUUAUAUAAAAAUAUUUGAAAAAUAAUACAUUUUUAUCUAUUUUUAAGUGUCUCGUUCGAAGUUUUUAACGUUAUUUUUUUUUUUUUCAUGGUUUAAAAUAUUUUUUUUCUAUGUGAACUACGUUUAAUCUUCAUGUUUUUAAUAAAGAAAGAGUAGUUUUUGAAUAUUUUUUGUUUAUUUUCACUCCCUAACAUUACCAUGAAAGUAAAUUAAACAUUUCCAUUUCUUUUGACAUUACCGUGACAACCAAAUUUCAUUACCAUGUCAUUUUUUUGUAAUUUUUCCGAAAAAAACUAAAAAUAUGGGGGGUACAUAUUACAGAUUUUACUAACCUAAAAUAUUAUAUAAGCCUACGCAAUAAUAUUUUUGGAUACAUGAGUAUUUAGAUGUGACGCAAAAUAUCAUGGAAUUUUCCUUAUUUCUAAAGAAUGACCCAAAUAUGGAUAUAGCCAUUUGUGAAUGUUUUAUGGGAAGUGAUGGGCGUUUAUGCAAACACCAAAUAGCAGUUGAAAAGUUUAUGGGUGUAACUAACAGGAAUAUUUUACCGAUAAAUGACCCACACAAGAAACAGCAUCUAUAUUACAUUGCAACAGGAAAGAAAAUGGAUUUGACAUUUUUUUUCUCUUUACGGGACAAAGAUCAUAAAAUGGAUGACCAAAAAAGUGAAAGUGGUACAAAUUUAGACCUGGAUAUUUCUCUGGUUGAAAGUGAUGAUGAUGAUAAUAAUAAAAUAGAAGUUAAUAUGAGCUUGAUAGAUUUGCCCAAAGAAGAGGAAAUAAACAACACAGAACUUGAAUUAGAAAAAAUUUUUAAAGACCUUGCUGAAAAGUUAAAAUCAAAGAGUGAUUUGUAUCUACCAGCUAUACAAAAAUUUACAUCAAAAUAUAAGACUUUCAAUAGUGAUUCGAAUAUUGUAUCAUCACUGCAUAAUUUUGGAUCAACUUUAAAUGAACGCAGCCAAUCAACGAGCAUUUACGCAGUUAGACGAAGGGGAAAAAAGAUCAGAGUUCAGCCAACUGCUAUUUCAAGACGCCACCAAAUUGCAUUAGGAAAAGGAAGCACAUCAAAUUCUAACUCUGGGCGUCCUCGCAGAAGAAAGGUUUUUGAUGAGCACAAAUAUGCAGCUACUCGACUAACAAAAAAAGCACCUCAUAACUUAAGUGCAUGUGUUCAAGCCAAUCGAUCCCUAGGAAAACCCCAUUAAAAUUAUUUACAAAUAUUGUUUAAUACUUAAAUUAUGUUAGCUUAUACAAAUCUUAUUAUACUUAUGUUUAGUACUCAAAAAAACCUUACUUUACACUAAAUAAUUUUGACAUUCUGUACGCCCAUGAUAUUCAUAAUUAUACAGAAAUUUUUUUAUAGUAUAGGCAAAAAGAAAUAAUUUUACAUUUUCAAAAUUCCUUCAUUCAAUUUAUCGCAAAUAAUAUUAUGUACAUAAAAAUGUUUAACUUAUUUCUACGAUAUAACUAUAAAAUUUCCUACCAUGCUAGGCUAAUUUUUAAUUAAAUAGAUUUAAUUUUACUAUUUCAAGAUUCGAGAGUGAUUGAUCAGAUGACCAUUAUGAAAAGUUUUGGUAAUUAUAUUAUGUAAUUACAAUUAAAAAUAAAAAACAAUCUAAAAUCAGUAGAAAGGAAAUUUAUCUGGGCAUUUUUUGAUUAAUUACUUUUUUUUAUGUUAAUGAUUUUUGGGCCGAAGAAUAGAAAUGAGUUUUGGGUCGUUGUUUUACAGAAAAAUUCAACAAUAUUUAAAAUUAAUUUUGACUGAGUAUCUCUAGUUUGCUGUAUUUGUGUAUACGUUUUUUGUUCAUGAAAUACUCUUAUUAAACAUUGAUAAAUGUAUAUUAAUCGGAUAUUUAGCAUACUGGUUUCUUAGUGGAGAAUAAUCUAUCUUUCUUAAAUAUUAUUUUUAGGAUUACAUUUUAAGCAAUUUGUAAAUUAUUUAAUGCACAAGUUGUGCCUCAUGCUGGGAUACAGUAUCUUAUAACAGAUUACACUAGAGGUGUAUAACAUAAAUAAUUUUUUUUGAUGCAAAAUGUGCAAUUCGUUGAAUUUAUGCAUUAUAUAAAGUCAUAAUCGUCUAAUAACAUAUCUCGACUAUUUUGAUGAUUAGACAACACUGUAUAGUCAUAAAUUCGAGACAUCCAUCGGUUUUUAUAAUAAAAAAAACCUAUAUCAACUUACCUAUAAAUAUUUAAAUUACCAGAGUAUAAUAUGCAAUUGUAAAUCUUUCAUUUAAAGUUAAUAUGUAGUGUAUUUGGCUAGAAUAUAUUUUUACUGUUUUCAAAACUUUAUUGUUAAGGAACUCGAACAACCUCUUUGAAUUCCGUUAAAACAGUUUACUCAACUUAUGUUAGAUCAUUAUUGGAAUAUGUGUAGCUAGUUUGGCCUCAAUUUUAUAAUGUACAUAGGUCAUUAGGGUCUGUUAAAUGCAAAUUUUGUGUAUUCAGAUUAGGUUUAGUAUUUGGUAACUAUGAUUUUGUUUCAUUAUACUUAUUGGAUCUUGAAUGUCUAGAAUUUUUAAGUUGUACAGUAGAUUUAUUUUAGCAUAAAGUAAUUUUAGGAACUAUUCAUUAUUGUGAAUUUUUAGAAACUAUUCAAGUUAGAGUAUCAGUAAGAUAAUACUUUUCUAAACGAUUUAUUUUUCAUUCCAUUUCACAGAACUAAUCGCUUAUUUUGUCCUCUAACGCCUUUUAAUAAUUUAGAAAAUCUGAAAAAAUAGAAUAUAUAGUCGGUAUACAAGAGAAGGUGACCAAGUCCAUCGAUAGUAGUUUUGAGUUCUUAGAAUUUUAAUGAUUUGGUCAUUAUGGAAUUUUUAAUUUUAAGCAUUUUUAUCGCAAAUAAUUUAAGGUACAUGGGCAUUAUAAACUAAAAAAAUGUAAAAUUUUGGACUUUGUCACCUUUUUUUGUAUACCGACGAUAUUUAAAAACAAAAAUGGUCACAUUUAACCAGUUGAAUAAGCUCUAUAUAUUCUCUCUUGAUAUUUAAUAAUGGUGUUUGUUUGGGCAAGUUUUUAAAGUCAACAUAACAAUAAUGGAUUAAAUCUAUUGUGACGUCACUGAUGAAUGUGAUGGAAUGGCGAUUGAGAGUUUUCAGAUGAAUAAAAAAAACCGUUGACAAGCAACGACAAAUAUAUCUCUACAGAGGAUAUACUUAGUCAAAGUUUUUUAACCACACCACAGCUACUAUAAAAUUUUGGUUUUUCAUAAAUUUUUCUUAUUUGGACAUCAUCUUCCUCUGAUGAAGAACUUGAUAACUGUACACUUCUCGAUUGAUUAAUUUGAAUAAAAUAAGUGCCUCCAUAACUCAAAGAAAUAAAAUAAUCUAUUUAUCAUUUUAAAUUUCAAUUUCAAUUUUAAAAACCUCUAACCUCACAAUAGUGACACAAAACAAAAAGGUGGGGAUAUCCAUCCACAUCCAUCACAUUCAUCGGGUUCAAUCUUGAUGGAUGCGUUGAACAUCGAUUUUUUCAACAAUGAAAAUACAAACGGUUUGAUGAAAGUUUAAAAUGAAAAUUGCAAAUUAAUGUAUUCUUUUAAAUUAUUUUUGUAUAUUUUUUAUUGCAAUGAGAAUUUUACUCUUCAGUAACUAAAAAAAAUAUAUUAAGAAUACCAUAAUGUACAAGGCCCGAAAUAACCCCCUCUUUUAACGUUUUUCCUGG